This is a messenger RNA of Ficedula albicollis (Collared flycatcher), 4783 nucleotides long. RefSeq names its product tetraspanin 14 (gene TSPAN14). Bases 154 to 966 code for a protein of 270 amino acids. The record is from RefSeq and is a predicted model, not a curated record. Lineage: Eukaryota; Metazoa; Chordata; Aves; Passeriformes; Muscicapidae. The transcript is spliced from 10 exons. Gene Ontology annotation, biological process: protein localization to plasma membrane; regulation of vascular endothelial growth factor signaling pathway; protein maturation. Gene Ontology annotation, cellular component: membrane.
CCCUCCGCCCGCUCGGCGAAACUUAGCGAGCAGGCUCUGCCCGAAUAACUUUAUUCUGGAUAAAAUCUGCUUUCAGAUGAUCGGUCAGCUGAAAAAUCCUUGUUGGGCAAAUUCUUCUAUUUUGGGAAUGUCACAGACGCUGUGCUGUAGAAGAUGCACUAUUACCGAUAUUCUAAUGCAGAAGUCAGCUGUUGGUACAAAUACUUACUCUUCAGCUACAACAUUGUCUUUUGGCUAGCUGGAGUGGCCUUCCUUGCAGCUGGUCUGUGGGCAUGGAGUGAAAAGGGUGUAUUGUCUGAUCUGACAAAGGUGACUGGUCUUCAUGGUCUGGACCCAGUGGUGCUUGUCUUAGUGGUGGGAAUAGUGAUGUUUACUUUGGGAUUUGCUGGUUGUGUGGGAGCACUGAGAGAAAACAUCUGCCUGCUGAAGUUUUUCUGUGGAACAAUUGUGUUCAUAUUCCUGUUGGAGCUGGCAGUAGCAGUUAUGGCUUUCCUGUUCCAAGACUGGGUGAGGGACAGGGUAAAAGAAUUCUUUGAGAAUAACAUUAAAUCCUACCGAGACGACAUUGACCUCCAGAACAUCAUUGAUUCACUACAGAGAAUUAACCAUUGCUGUGGUGCCCAAGGUCCAGAAGACUGGGACUUUAACAUAUACUUUGACUGCAAGAGUGAAAGCAAAAGUCGUGAGAAGUGCGGAGUUCCUUUUUCCUGCUGUAUACCUGAUCCUGCUCAAAAAGUUGUGAAUACACAGUGUGGCUAUGAUAUCAGAAAGAAGAGCAAAAGUCAAUGGGAUGAUCAGAUUUUUGUCAAAGGAUGUAUUCAUGCACUUGAAGCUUGGUUACCUCGAAAUAUCUACAUUGUUGCAGGUGUCUUCAUAGCUAUCUCACUGCUCCAGAUCUUUGGGAUUUUCCUAGCCAGGACAUUGAUUUCUGAUAUUGAAGCUGUAAAGGCAAGUAAUGCCUUCUGAAUACGAAAGCAGACGCAAGUUGCAAGACAGUAUAUGUUAAGAUUAUUGAUUGAACAUCGAGGCAGAAGAAAUGCACAGACCAUGAAAUAUUCCUGUUGUUAAAAGCCUUAUGUGGAUUUUUUUUACCUGCUCAUGUUUUUUGUUAGAAGCUGUUAUAAAAAAGAAAAAUCACCAAACACUUGCUGUCUACCUUUUUUUCUAACAAGAUAACUCAGUGCACCAGCAUUGAUCUCUGAGGAAGAAAUGGAAUUCCCCAAGACAUCGAGAGAACAGAUUUUAAAGACUGUAGCAGGGAGACAUGAAACUGCUGUAAACCCUUUCCUUGAAGGACUGCUAUGAAGAUUGUUCUGUCUUCACUCCUGUCAUCUGUCUUAAAAUGUGAUCUUUUCAAGUGUCACAUGCUGAUUUCUUCAUAACCUUGCAAUCGUGCUAAUCUCUACAGUAGACGUAUCCAAUCAUUUUGGCAACAUAUCCAGCAACCAUAAUUGGAAACUGGGAAAAAAAAAAUCACAAACUGUCUAGAUCUUUAAUUGAUUUUAGGUUGUGCAAACCCCACACUGUUUUGAAAAAUGCAAGCCAGUUCCCAGGGUGGGAAAAAUCUGACUAUCUAUAGCAUUAAGUCUUACAAAUCUCCAUUUCAGCCAAGAGAGCGUAAAGCCCUGAUGCUGUUUCCUGUCUGAGAAAAAUGUAAAUAUUCUUUAUUUAUAGAAGAAAAACCUCUUUAAAAAUGCUUAUCCUUUCAAUGAUCAGUAAUAUCUUUACAAAGUGCUGUCUGCAUACACUUCAGAAUGCAGCUUGUUUCAGUAGGUAGCAAGCAUGCCGUGCUAGCUGUUGAUGGCUUUUGUUGUUCCUCUUUCUCUCACAACUGCUAUGUUGAUCUUCACAAGUCUUAACUGCCACUACCAGGACUGAUGAAAGACUUACAAAUUCAGUGUUAAUCCUUACUGAAACAAGUUUUUUAAAUAAGGAAGUACAGAUUUAGCAAAAGACAGAGUUGUUAAAUUUUUAAGUCUUGUAUAAAGCCAUUGAGCCAUCAGUUCUGCCUGGUUCAUGGUUCAAAUGUGAAUCAAAACACAGUGAACCAGAAUGAUUUAUUCAUUCAUUUUCUACAUGAAGCUGAACUAGUCCCCCUUAUGUCAGGGUUUUUAUUUUAAUCAAGAGAAAAGUAAACUCUUCUUCCAGUCCUCCCUUUGUGGGGGGUUAGUAGAUGGAUCUGUAGUUCAGUAGGAGUUUCAAUCUCUUCUGUAAGACUUUGGUGUUGUACCCUUAGCUGUAGGGUAAAAGCAUGUAGCUGAAAAGUUCUUGGAAGUAGCUGUCAGUUUUACUGUGGGCCACAUAACUAACAUCGUUUACUGCUUCCAGUGACACCAGGUUUUUCAGGGAGAGCAGGUUCAUUUACAGUGCCUAACACAGUGUAAAUUUUAGAAAAGUAUCUAUUUUUAUAAUGGUAUUUUACUAUAUGUAGUGUGCCUGAAGGUUUUAAUACUUGUAUUUCUAAAGUAUAUGGCUUUCUUUGGAAGCCAGACUUUUAAAUAUAUUAUGUCCUUUCUUUCUAUUAUGCAUGUAUUAACAAACAUUUCACUGGCAAACGAUUGAUCAACAGUAACAGACUCUGUGUCUGGUUGAUUGUCCAGACAUCCUAGCUUGUAAUCUGUGAAGCACUUCAGACAGUGCUCAUGUGUACUUCAGCUUUCAUAGUUCUUUUUCUGGCCAGUGAUUGAGACACAACAGGAAAAGGAAGCUUGUCUAAGGAUGGCUGAUUUCCUUACAGUAGCAGAGAAUAGCCUGCUAUUAACUCAUCUGAGAACCUGAAAGUAAAAUGGCUAGAAGUGCACUGUGACUUUUUAAACUUUGGUAUACCACAAGAAAACAAUAGCAGUAGAUCGCUGAGGGGAGAGCAAGAGGCAUUUCUUCUGUAAAGCCAUGAAUUUGAGGUCUGUAUUACUUAUUUGUUGAAUCUGAUCCACGAGGAGCAGCCAGAAAUGUGUGAUUGUACUAUGACUUGGCAAGCAGCAGAGCAGUGGCCAGCAAACUUUGCUUUAAAUUCUGGUGCUUUAAACUUUACAACACCUCACCAACCAACUUAUUUGGUUAAGGUUAUGUGUGAUAAUCUGAUAUAUGUAAAAUUUGAGAGAGAUGCUUCCUAUUUGGAACUUCUUAGUAAGAAAACAUUGCAUUGAAAACACCAGCUAGGGAGUACAUUUCCCUUUGCCAGUUCUUGACACAGCCAGCUCCUAAUGCUAGGAAGGAAUUCCAGCAGUUUGGUGAAAAUCAUUCCGGUGUCAAAGAUGGCUGUGGAGUUGCUACACUGAAAUUAGCUGCUGACAAGAGCCAGCGUUACAGAUUAGCAUUCCAGGGUCUGCAAAUCUUGCCAAGUUACCUGAAGACAAAUUAAUACUUGUGGUUUUUUUGAAGUACUGUUUGUAUGCAUACCAGAAUGUAACAGAAGUAUUGUCUUUCCACAGUUUAUUCUUAAUGUCUUUGGCCAUAUUAGCACCAGCCUUUAUAUCAGUGUUUCAGUUAUUUGGAACUGAAUUUGAGAGACAUUCAACUUACUUGAGGAUCUUUAAAUUCAUUGAGUGUUUUUUCUCUUUUGCCACUGUGGAUAAACUUCUCUGUGCUUAUUCAUUGUAAUUUUUUUAAAUUCUGGGGCUCUAGGUUGUUUUGUCCCUGUAUGUUCUGAAGGACUCCCAUACAUGGCUAGUGUAAUUUCAGACUUGUAAUGGGAAUUUCUACUUAGAUUUAUUUAGAACCUUCUCUGUGGACCUGCAGUGACUUCAUGGCUAAAGGUUUAGGUGAUGGUCUAAAAAAAGUCUUGUCAGCAAAAACAGUUGGGUGUGAGCCUGCCUCUAAAGCCUCAAAGGAAAAGUAAUUCAGUGAUCUCACAGAGAGGUUUGAUACAUUGCUGAUGCUGAGAUUUCAGCGACUGCCUUUGGAACAGCUUCACAAACACUACAGUGGAACCAAGGUUUUUCAUGAAGAUGUCAAAUGAGGUCAGACUUGAAGAACUGAACUGAGAGAAGCAAACUUCAAUGUAAUCACUUCUACUUCUCAGAAAUGAGCACAAUUUAUUUCCGUUAAGCAAUGUACGUAUCUGUCAGUCUGUUUGACAGUGCAGCUGCCUGUGUUUUUAUUGAUGUAACUGCAUUUGGACACAGUUUCCCUGUACAUGAAGAGGAGAAUGAAUGAGCACUGAAAAGUGCAGUGACCAAAGGACCUUGGGCUGCCUGGUGAAAACCUGAAUGUUUCUUCCCAAGAGGUCUUUAGCUUUGGUGACCUCAUGCAGUGCCAUGUGGACAGGCAUGUGCUUUCAGCCCACGGAGCUUGACGUGGCCAUUGAUGUAUGUGUAAAAUUGCCUUGGGUCUUGUCUCCCCAUUCCAUCCUUCUUCCCCUUACUGCCUGUGCAUUGCCAUGCAGCUUGAACUUUGUUCAGCCACUGGAAGGGGAGCUCACAGGAGCUCCUCUUCUGAGAUGGCUUUUCUGAGUGACUUUCAAUAUAUUUUUUUUCUCAAGCCUUAAAUUUGAUUAAAUAAAAUUUAAUAUUUUCUACUCCUGAGUUUGAUUCCUGAGAUUUGUUGCUUCCAGUCACUAAUAUUUCACUCUCAAAGGUUUAGACUUACCACUGCGGCUGCUUGUUUGUGGAUAACUCAGUAAUGGUCAAGGUCCAGGGGUACUUGUUUUCUGUAUUUUGCCAAAAGUAAUUCUUGAUAUUUUUUCUUUUCAGUUUGGGCUGUUGAAUAAUAGAUAAGAGUAAUGCUUUUCUCUGCACUGUUAAUGGAAAGCCAUGAACAAGUGAAGAGCUGCAGAAUGGUGUAG